CACCAUUCAUGGAUUAUAAAUAAUAGGCUCGUGCUCGCUGUGAACCGUGAUGUCCAUUUUUCUACAGUUCCAAACUUGAUGGAAAUUGCUGGAAAGUGAAAUCUGACAUCUUUGCGCAUUUGCGACGAUCUAACUUCGCAGCGUUGAUUCUACACACAACACAACCGUCUCACAGUCAUCUCGUGUCGACACAACAAGCAGUGCUAGUCACCAUGUGUUUCCACAAGUAUUCUCACUACCAGGUCUGCAAGCACAUUGCAUGCUGCAGCAUCGACAUCUGCCAGGAGAUGGUCAAUGGCUUGCGCGCUGGCAAUUGCGCCGGUCACGAAUUCCAGAACUCAUACGACCCCGUGAAGGGAGACCUCUGGGGGAUGUGCGCGGACUGCGCGGAGGCUGGCGCUGCUGAUCAGCGCCCCUCCGGCUCCUGCGCCGUUCACCCCCAAGUGCAGGCUACCCCGCUUCUCAAGGAGUAUGUGAAUGAGUACGUGGCGCGUGCUUCGGUCGCCAACUGCUCCGGGCUGUCAAUCGGCGUCCCAUCGUCCGUGGAAGCGACCCGCCUCGCGGAUAGCGCAUCGGUGAAGCCAGCAGGAAGCCAGAGUUCGACUCAGUCGGGAUCUCUCCGAAGUUUCCACUCGGCGCGCUCCGCCUUUAGUAGCGAAGAGAGCGACGACGGAUACCACCCCGAUGCGGAGCCGGGUUUUGACUGCUACAGCAGCAGCGAGAGUAGUAGCACCAUGGACGAGGAUGACGAGGACGAUUGCAUUGUCAUAUCUCAGCUGUCGGACGAGGCGCUGCUGGCCCAGCCGCUCCUGCCCAAGGUCGCCAGACCUACGACCAGUAGUUCCAGUGGCACCAGUGGUUCCAAUGGCUCUAACACCUCGAGCUACCCCGGCUUCAGCCAGACAAAGUCAUCGACUGAAACUCUCUUCGAAUCCAUCUUCCGGGGCGAGAAUGAGCGGCUCGCCGAUGACAAGCUCGAGACCCUGAACCAGUCCAACGUUGGGCGAGAUUUCCUGGAAAGAAAGCUCCCGGCCCUGAACCAGGCCAACCUGGGAGCACCGGCUCUGAACAGGGUUCCUCCCGUGACUCCGUCGCCGGGCUUCGGGGAAGAGCUGUCGCGCCAGAAGCCGGCCACCCCGGUGGACGUUUUGGCAUCGGACGGAUUCGUCGGGACCGGCGGCGGCUUCAACUCUCCCAAGGAGAGCCGGCUCUACCCAGCUGUGACCGGCACGGGCUCCAGCUCUGGCAUUGCCGCCCCAGCGCCGACCCCGGCGCCGGGCAGUCCGCAGGCCCAGAGCAUUCCCACGGCGCCCCGGGCCUUCUACAACAGACCCCAAGGGACAACAGGCCCUGCCCCGGACUGGAGCGGCCACCAGCCUGGCUACUACCCACAUCCCCGCAGCGGAAUCUCCGUCCAACCCGCCUUCCAGAAUUCUGGAGUGCCUUCCCUCACCAUAACCGCCCAGCUCCAAGACUUCUCCCAGCCAGGCUUCGCCCCCUACCUCCCACCCCCGACGGGGAUGGGCAUGCACGGCCAGGCCCCAAAUCCGGGCCUGCUGCCUCCCAUCUACCACCCCGUCACCCCUCAAUACCCGCCCGUGAUCCAACCUCCGUAUGGGAACUUCCCUCCCCUGCUCCAGCGGCAGCCCCAGGUCUCGGAUUUCCGGCACCACCCACAGCAGCCCCCCCACAGCUUCACGGGCCCAUCCUUCACCGGCUACCGCGAGCACAACAACAACAACAACAACAACAACAACAACAACAACAACAACAACCGGAUCGCCCGCCACGAGCGGCGCCGGGCCGCCCGCCACGGAGGGGGCAGAGCGUAUCACGGCCGACGCAGCAAUAGCCCCUCCUCGCGCGCUCGCCGCAUCUGCAACAACAACCAGCAGCACCCGCAGCCACGCUGGACGCAGCCGGAGGAAGUCGCCGCGCGGCACUGGCGCAUCCAGGAUGUGAUCCAGCAGCAGGCCGUCAUGCAGCAGCUCCAGGAACAAGAGUUCCAGAACCUGCAGCAGCAACAGGUCCUCCAGCAGCAGCUCCAGCGGCUGCAGGAGCAGGAGCAGGAGCAGGAGCAGGAGCAGGAGGAGGAGCAGGAGCAGCAGACCGCCGCCGCAGGAGCAGGAGCAACGACUCACCAAUCUCCGAACCCGGGACUGGGGCUGGGGCAAGACCUAGAGCUACGGCCCCUCAAUCCUCCUCCCGCCCCCACCCUGCAGACCACCGUCCUCGAACGGGCCCCGUACAGUCCUCCCCCCGGGGAGACGAUCAGCCCCUCGGCGCUGGCCGGGUACCCGAUGGAUGUGGACCAGCGCAAACCUGCUGCUGCGCCUAGCAAAGAAGGAAAGGGGGAUGGGAGCUACUCGCAGGACUACUGGAAUGGGAAGUUCUUUACGCGGCCGCUGGUGCCGAAGAACUGAGCCCGACCCAACCCCACUGGGACGGGCUCUGGGCUUUUGGUAGGGGAUGGGGAUGGGGAUGGGGAUGCGGAUGCGGAUGAGAUUGAGGGGUGAGUAUGUAUGUGUGUAUGUGUGAUGGUGUUGAUGUUUUGGGUACCGUUGAGCUUGAGCACACCUUCAUUAUUGACGACUUUAUUCUUUGGAAGUUUUGGAAUUUUAGGUUCUGCUUUUUGAGAUUGGAUCUUUUUGUCUAGCUAUGUUGCUGUUAUCUUUUGUAGUAUUUUAAGAAUGUUAUUCUUUUUUUUUUUA
Messenger RNA from Aspergillus japonicus CBS 114.51, 2711 nucleotides. RefSeq lists its product as uncharacterized. The record is from RefSeq and is a predicted model, not a curated record. NCBI's taxonomy places the organism in Eukaryota, Fungi, Ascomycota, Eurotiomycetes, Eurotiales, Aspergillaceae. Gene Ontology annotation, molecular function: GTPase activator activity. The coding region runs from base 213 to 2423 and encodes 736 amino acids. Gene Ontology annotation, cellular component: plasma membrane; neuromuscular junction. The transcript has a single exon.